ACACUUACAACAACAAUAUAUACUUCUAUUAGUUACUAUUAUUGUUCAUUAUUUCUUUUUAUUAGCACUUUUGUAGUACUUGUAAUAGGAGAAAGAAAUUCACAAAAAAAAAAAAAAAAAAAAAAAAAAAGAAUGUGUGAUAAUGAUGAAGUGAAGAAAGAAGUGGUGGUAGAAGAAAAAUAUUGUUAUGAGGAAGAAGUAGAGUUAACCGUGCACAAAACUUCAAUGUUUAACCAAGGAGAUGGGUUCAUAGUGUAUGACUCCAAGGGUGAUAUCGUCUUUCGAGUCGACACGUACGCUCCGACUAAGAAUCGCCUCCUUCUCAUGGAUGCCUUUGGCAAGCCCCUCCUCACUCUCCUCCCUAAGAGGCCUACACUUCAUCAUAGGUGGGAAGGAUUCUUAGGGGAGAAAUCCAACGAUCAACAACAACAACUACAACCAAUUUUCAACAUAUGGAAGUCAACCUUAAUCGGACGGUCGAGCUUAAACGUGGAAAUCAACGGUGGAUCUAAUGCAAUGUACCAAAUUGAGGGUUGUUUCAGUGAGAGAAAUUGCACCAUAUAUCAUGUAACAUCAUCAGAUCAUGGUGAUGCAUUGAAAGAAUCAGUGGCUACGAUUAAACGAAAAGUGGAGCCCACAAGAAAAAUAGUGUUAGGAAGAGAUGUAUUUAGUCUUGUUCUUAAGGCUGGUUAUGAUGCUGCUUUUGUUAUGGGCUUAGUUUUGGCACUUGAUAGAAUUGAUGGUGAUGAUGUUGUUGCUCCCAUUGAAUGUCACAAGGACAUUGAUGCAUAGCAUUGGUAAAAUUGUUUGUUACGCCCUAGGGGAAAUUUUAUUUUUCCGUUGGGUGCACAUGUGAAAAUCUUAUCCGUUUUAUUUACUACUUUUUGAUUUCAAUCAAUUUACUAGUGUCAUCAAAUAAGACCUAAUUGUUCAUAAAGAUAUUGUGUAUUAUCAA
This is a messenger RNA of Chenopodium quinoa (quinoa), 955 nucleotides long. RefSeq names its product protein LURP-one-related 12-like. Lineage: Eukaryota; Viridiplantae; Streptophyta; Magnoliopsida; Caryophyllales; Amaranthaceae. The transcript is spliced from 2 exons. The record is from RefSeq and is a predicted model, not a curated record. The annotation marks the transcript as partial.